Molecule: messenger RNA, 844 nt
Organism: Cynoglossus semilaevis (tongue sole)
Lineage: Eukaryota; Metazoa; Chordata; Actinopteri; Pleuronectiformes; Cynoglossidae
Gene: sf3b6
Product: splicing factor 3b, subunit 6
Exons: 4
Coding region: 126-503 (125 amino acids)
Cellular component (GO): nucleus; cytoplasm
Molecular function (GO): mRNA binding
Source: RefSeq, a predicted model, not a curated record
UGACUAGGUUCAGUGCAGGAAGUGCGUCAUCAGCUGGAGACAUUCGCCAUUUUGAUUGAAGAAAGGGACCCAAGGAAACUUCGCAUUUGUUCUUUACUAUAACAUAACUUUAAAAGUAUACAGUCAUGGCUAUGCAAGCAGCUAAACGCGCCAAUAUACGAUUACCCCCAGAGGUGAACAGAAUCUUGUAUGUCAGAAAUCUCCCCUACAAGAUCACAGCUGAGGAAAUGUAUGACAUUUUUGGGAAAUAUGGGCCAAUUCGGCAAAUUAGAACAGGGAACACACCAGAAUCCAGAGGGACGGCCUAUGUGGUGUAUGAAGACAUCUUUGAUGCCAAGAAUGCUUGCGAUCACCUGUCAGGUUUCAACGUCUGCAACCGCUACCUUGUGGUGCUGUAUUACAAUGCAAACAGAGCUUUCCAGAAAAUGGACACAAAGAAGAAAGAGGAGCAGCUGAAGCUUCUCAAAGAAAAAUAUGGCAUCAACACAGAUCCCCCAAAGUAACAUCACAGAGAAAACAUAGUUUGUUUUGGGGGUUUUUUUAUCUUUUUUUUUGUAUAAAUUUUUAUGUUGCAUCAGGGCACAGAUUGCUCUGUUAGGCAGAAAUAAUGUGUUAGACACGAUUCAUGUGUCAAUUUAAUAGAUUGAAAUCGCUUGAGAGUUGCUGUUGGUCAGAUUAAUCUUCUUGGGUAACACAUUAAAGUCCUGUUUUUUCCCCCUUUUUCAUUGCUGCAAACAUAAUUUAAAUCUAUCAAUGUAAUGUGAUGUAUGUAAACAAGUUCUUGAGUAACAGCCAUGUUUACUCUAAGGUUUCUGUAAAAUAAAUGUCCUUCUUCUUAAAGCUC